Necator americanus (New World hookworm) is the source of this 1083-nucleotide messenger RNA. RefSeq lists its product as uncharacterized. The record is from RefSeq and is a predicted model, not a curated record. Bases 1 to 1083 code for a protein of 360 amino acids. Gene Ontology annotation, biological process: proteolysis. The transcript has 6 exons. Gene Ontology annotation, molecular function: zinc ion binding; metalloendopeptidase activity. NCBI's taxonomy places the organism in Eukaryota, Metazoa, Nematoda, Chromadorea, Rhabditida, Ancylostomatidae.
AUGCGAAAUGCACUUCCACCGAAAUCACCAUUGAAAUGGAACAAUUUACGAAAAGAAGACAAAAAAUUCAUCGUUCCUUAUACAAUUACUGGUUCUUAUAGUAGUGAAGAAAUUAAUGUGAUUUAUGAUGCUAUGAAAAGCAUUGACAGAAACACCUGCAUCCGAUUUAGACCUCGAUCCUCAGAGGCAGAGGAAGAUUAUGUUGACAUCCAGAAUGGUCUAGGAGAAGGUGGAACAGGUAGCAUUUGUCCUAGCAGAUGCAUGAAGUAUGAUGUUGUAAUUCACGAAUUGCUGCACGUUCUUGGUUUAUGGCAUGAACAUAUGCGUGAGGAUAGAGAUCAGUAUGUCAAAGUGCAUAAUGAAAACAUUAAAGAUGGUUACCAGAAUCAGUUUGGAAAAAUACUGCCGAGUGAUGCUUACACCUACGGAGUGCCUUAUGACUACUUGUCUAUUAUGCAUUACGAAAAGAACGCGUUUGCCAAACCUGGAACGAUUACUUUGGAAACAUUAGAUGGUAAAUAUCAGGAUCUGAUUGGCAAACAAAAAGAACCAUCGAAGAACGACUACAAAAAGAUCUGUCACAUAUAUGAGUGCAGUACUUGCUAUGGUGAAAUGACGGACUACGAAACAUCUGAAACGACCCCAGAGUCAACAACGACGACUACAUCUCCAUCAGUGACGAGAACGACGCCUUUGCCACCAUUCACGGCAGAGUGCAAGGACAAGGACACUUCGUGCGCAGGGCUCUUAAGCGAAAGCAGGCUCAACUGCUCUGCCGCCUACUAUUCAGAUUUGUGUUGUGCUUCAUGUAAAUUGCUGAUUGAAGCUAUUGCUUUUAACAGAAGAACAACACAACAGCCAGAUACCCGUCCCGUCUCGCGUGAAUCACACCCGUCUCCGCCAGCAGACUUUUCAACAGCCGAUUCGAUCUACCGUUGUGAGGAUAAGGAACCUGUGAGAUGUAAAGAAUUAGCAGAGAACCAUUUGCUUAAGUGCCUCACUGAGAUUGCCGACGUCAAUCUCUGCUGUCGCACCUGUAAUCGUAUUCUUGAUUAUCUUGUGCGUAUUCGUCAUUUCGUGUAG